Carcharodon carcharias (great white shark) is the source of this 1281-nucleotide messenger RNA. RefSeq names its product small integral membrane protein 10-like protein 2A. Bases 1 to 201 code for a protein of 66 amino acids. NCBI's taxonomy places the organism in Eukaryota, Metazoa, Chordata, Chondrichthyes, Lamniformes, Lamnidae. The transcript has 4 exons. The record is from RefSeq and is a predicted model, not a curated record.
AUGGCGGGACUGCCCCACCUGCCGCUCAGCUUCAUCGGGCCAGUCGCCCGCUCCUACGCCGUCUUCUCGAAAGGCCUGAGCCGGACUCUCAUCACCUUCUUCGACCUGGCCUGGCGGCUCCGCCUCAGGUUCCCCUACCUCUACCUGAUCGCCUCCCUGAUGCUGAAUGUCCGCCUGCAGGUCCAUAUUGAGAUUCACUAGAUCAGUUGAGGUAUAUUUGUUGGAAGAUGACCUAAUUCUGGACUGGAAAUUUCAUGCUUAAUCAGUAAACACUGCCAACUAAUGCCAGCAUUUCAGAAUAUGCCAAGCUUGGAAGAGUUGAAGGAUAUCAGUUGUGCUUCAUGUCUUGUAGUUCAAGAUUAUGGCGGUGAAUGCUCUUCAUCAAACGAAGACAAUGUCAAAGAUUACGAUCGUGGGAAUAAUACUUGCAAUUCUAAAACAGUUAAUGAUGGCCACUUAAUUUGCACACAGCUACAAGAUUCCAUUUCACAGCUUGGAGCAACUUUCCCUUUAAGAGUAUUAUCUGGUAUAAUUGGGCACAUUCUGUUGCCCAAGGAUGACAAAAAUGAGCCUCCCCCUUUCAGAGAAUGGCACACUUUCCACAGUUGCUUUGAACUAGGUUUUUAUCAGACAGUCCUUUGCGCUCUAGAUUCAGAAGCUGGGAAGGGAAGUCUGGAAGAAACGUUAACCCGCACCGGUGUUGCAUUGGUGACUGACUGUCCACAAAGAGCCACUGGAGCUUUAAAGAUCUUCAGAAUGUGGUGUUACACGGGGGAAAUGUUUGUGCACUCUACACAUUUCUGGCUGUCUGAGAGGCCAUCUAACUGCAAAUUAAAAUGGUCACAAUCAGAGAAUCUGAAAGACAAAGUAAAUUUUUUGUUUGCGUAUGGAUUGGAUGCGAAGAAGAGGUGGCCUUGGGAUCUGACUGGCAUCUUUUCGUUCACAUUUUGCAACUGUCCGACACAUCAUCUGCCAACUAGCUGACCCUUUGUGUUUCUUGAUCUAAUGACUUUGGAGCACAUUCUUGAAUAGAAAACACUGUCGCCUGAUCUGAAAUGUUCACUUUGCAACGCAGUGGACACUCGUAAUAAGGGCUUUUGUGCUUGCUGUUUUGUGGCAUGCUGUACUUAAAGUACCGCCUGAGCUAUCCUUUGAAGAGAGAGAAGAACUGGACAACAUUAGGCGGAGGAAAAAGGAACUGAUGGCUGACAUUGAGAGGCUGAAAGAUGAGAUAGCUGAAGUAAUGAGUGAGAUUGAGACUCUGACUUGCACUGAUGAAAG